AUGAAAUUUCCUAUGAUUUAUACUCAAUUUCAAACUAAAAAAUGUCAAAUUUAUACAACUAUGGAUGGUAUGUUAACGAAAGAUUCUGUUGUUCCUAUUCAUUGUGUAAUUUCCGGCGCAAAAGAUGUUAAUUUGACAAUUAAUUCAAAUUGGAUCAAGAAUGAAGGUUAUAGAGAUCCUAUUUUAGAAAGAAAAAUCACAGUUGGUUCGACAGAAGUAACUAUCUAUGCUAAAUGUGGAGACAAUACAAGUUAUGAUAGUCUUAUCGAAUACACUGUUCAAUGA
Molecule: messenger RNA, 285 nt
Organism: Rotaria sp. Silwood2
Lineage: Eukaryota; Metazoa; Rotifera; Eurotatoria; Philodinida; Philodinidae
Source: the annotation of a GenBank genome assembly